UGAUGAUGAACUCCCGUGGCGGGGUACUGAGUCUGGCCUUCCAAACUUAGUAAUGUGAUAUUUAUUAGAAAAGAUAUAAACUCGUUCGUUAGCUAAAAGAUACCUUCUCAUCCACAAACACAAACCAGUGAAAGCUUGAAGCACCCUUUUCAAGACCACAAACCACACACAUAAGACGUCACAAUGGCCAACACAGAGGCUCGAGAGCGCCUCCGCCAACACUUUUUAAAUGCACAGGAAUCAGACCAUCCUAUUAAAUGGAAUGAGCUCUACCGCGAAGGCUUCAUCCCCUGGGACAAAGGCCUCCCUUCCGCCCCUCUCGCUGAGGCCCUCGCGCGACGCGAUCUGAUCAGUGAGCCUCCUGUUGCUGUAUCUGGCUCAGGAAAGCAACGCAAGCGAGCUCUCGUGCCGGGCUGUGGCAAGGGCUACGACGUGCUACUUCUUGCUGCGUUUGGAUAUGAUACCUACGGUCUCGAGACGAGUGAACUGGCACUGAAAGGAGCGAGGGAGACAGAGGAGAAGCACGGUGGUGACGAGGUGUAUCGAGUGAGGAACGAGGAGGUCGGAAAGGGGAAGGUUACUUGGAUUACUGGGGACUUCUUCAAGGAUGAUUGGGCAAAGAGUCUAGGAGAGGAGUUCGAUGGUACUUUCGAUGUGUUGUUCGAUUAUACCUUUCUAAGCGCGCUGCCGCCUACUCUGAGGGCAGCUUGGUCACUCCGAUAUAGUCAACUGCUGGCGCCUACUGGCCGCCUCAUCUGCCUUGAGUUUCCAACUUAUAAACCUAUCAACUCGGGAGGUCCGCCAUGGGCUCUUCCCCCGAGUGUAUAUAUGGCGCAUCUGCCCCGUCCAGGGAAGACGCUGGAGUAUGAUGAUCAAGGCGGAAUCGUUGACGCCAAGCUGGGCGAACCGCUGAGCAACGGCCUCGUGAGGAUAGCACAUUUCCAGCCACAGAAGACUCAUGCGGAUGGAUACGAUGCGGACGGUAACAUGACGGAUUGGGUUGGUGUCUGGGCGCACCCUAUACUCGAAUAAUAAAUUCGUCCAUCUGGUAGAAAUUAGGACACCAUUCAAGGUGCAUUCCGAAGC
Pseudogymnoascus verrucosus is the source of this 1086-nucleotide messenger RNA. RefSeq lists its product as uncharacterized. Bases 184 to 1032 code for a protein of 282 amino acids. The record is from RefSeq and is a predicted model, not a curated record. Gene Ontology annotation, molecular function: thiopurine S-methyltransferase activity. Lineage: Eukaryota; Fungi; Ascomycota; Leotiomycetes; Thelebolales; Thelebolaceae. The transcript has 2 exons.